GAAAGUGGGUUGUAUAAUUGUAAACACUGAAAUACAGUGAAGAGUGAUAAAACAAAAAAAAAAUUCCAGUCCGCCUAUUCUGCCAGCUCAGGAAAAUGGUGUCCUACUUUCCCAGCGGUCCGUGAACGCACCGGCCGUCGGUUCUCUGCGUCAGCGGCCGCUCCUGCGUCCGUUUGUUUGUUUGUCGGGUUGUGCUGGCACGUUACCGGGAGGUGCACCGACUGGCUCGGCUGGGGUCCGCUGGAAGGUUUCGGUGAAGCGUUGCCUCCCCGGUGAGUGAGUGCAGAACUUCCUGCUUCUGGCCCUCCCAUGCAGCCGGUCGGCCGGCCUCCUCCGUCCAGCCUCGCUAUGGGAGUAUGAUGUGUGAGAGCAGCUGCUAUGGCCUGCAGCGGCGGUCAGAACAAUGCUGAAACUCUGGAGGGGUUCCACGAGGUGAACUUGGCCUCGCCCACCACCCCUGACCUUCAGAACCAAGCGGAGCAGCGCCCCCCCGCCCGUCAGAGCACCCCACCCACCUCGCUGUACCGUACCCACUCUCUGGGGGCGCCCCCCGCCGGCCUGCGGGCCGACCAGCUCCCCACGCAGCCCGUCUACUCCACGCCGCGGCACAGUCACAAUGGAAGCGUUCCGGGCCUGGAGGCGGAGGCCGGGGAGGGGGGCCUGCUCUCCGGGGAGGACGGCGAGGAGUGCAGCGCCCUGAGCGACAGCCUGUCGCGGCUGCGCAGCCCCUCGGUGAUGGAGGUCCGGGAGAAGGGCUACGAGAGGCUGAAGGAGGAGCUGGCCAAGGCUCAGAGGGAGCUGCUUUUGAAGGAUGAGGAGUGUGAAAGGUUGUCUAAAGUCAGGGACCAGCUCGGCCAGGAGCUGGAGGAGCUCACCGCCAGCCUCUUCCAGGAGGCCCACAAGAUGGUGAGAGAAGCUAACGUCAAACAGGCAAACGCUGAGAAACAGCUGAAAGAAGCUUUGGGCAAGAUCGACGUCCUGCAGGCCGAGGUCCAGGCUCUGAAGACGCUGGUGCUGUCCUCCCCCACCUCCCCCGUGGGCGAGCUCCCCUCGUCGGGGGGGGCGAAGACCCCCUUCCGGAAGGGCCACAGCCGCAACAAGAGCACCUCCUCGGCCGUGAUGGGCACGCAGCCCGACCCCUCGGCCACGCAGCCCAUCGUCCGGGAGUGCCGGGAGGUGGGGUCAGCAGAUAAAAGCAGGGAGGGGGGGGGUGGUCAUUCAGAAGCCAGGCGUCUCAGUGAGGGGGUCCGUCUAUGCCCGCUGCAGGUGGACAGCCAUCUGUUCGGAGAGUUCCGGGCCUGGAGGGAGGAGCCCACGCUGGACCGGAGCUGCUGCUUCCUGGAGAGGGUUUACCGCGAGGACAUCUACCCCUGCCUCACCUUCAGCAAGAACGAGUUGGGGUCGGCCAUCUUGGAGGCCGUGGAGCAGAACACCCUCAGCGUGGAGCCGGUGGGGUUCCAGCCCCUGCCCGUGGUCAAAGCCUCAGCAGUGGAGUGCGGAGGACCAAAUGGGCGAAGGGCUGAGCUCGUCACAAAAUGCGCCCUGAGCGGUCAGACCAAAACCUGUAAGCACAGAAUCAAGUUCGGGGAUUCCUCCAACUAUUACUACGUGUCUCCCUUCUGUAGAUAUAGAAUCACAGCCGUGUGUAAUUUCUUCACCUACAUUCGAUACAUCCAUCAAGGGCUGGUCAAACAGCAGGACGCCGAGCAGAUGUUCUGGGAGGUGAUGCAGCUCCGGAGGGAAAUGUCCUUCGCCAAGCUGGGCUACUACAAAGACCAGCUGUGACCGGAGGGACGGACGACCCGCCAAUCACAGAAGACCGAUCCCGAGCCCCACCCCAUCCCGGUUUUCCCUCACCAGUCGUUUCUGGACCCUCCCGGCUCCUCUCCCCUCCCCGUGUGAGUGUCUGUGAGUGCGGGGGAACUAAAGGCGGCUUUUCAAUCAUCACAAACGGCUGGAAGACUGGAGUUACUAAUCUGAACUCGGUUUAUUUUCUUUACUGAAACAUGUGACACUCCACUAUAUGAAAAGAGAACUACUUAUUAUUCCCCCUUUAAAAACAAACAAGAACAACAGAAAGAUCUCUCUUUUUUGCUCUCUCUGGUUACCAUUGACUUUUGAGACGAGGAUGAAAAUAAGUUUAUGGUAAAUUUGAUGGCGAGCAGAAUUUGAAGGGUUAAAACUGGUCAUCAGAUGAAAUCAGAUCAACGCUAUUUGAGGACAGAUACAGUAAAACUACAAAGUUAUUUUUGUUAUUUAAUGUUAGAAUCAGGAUCACACGUCUCUUAAAUGAGGGCUUUCUUCUCAUUAUUACAUCAAAGUUUGAACAAAAAUGUCUUUCAAUGUAGUGCCCAAAAUAUCAUUUUUAAAACCUUUAUUUUUAACACGACACUACAAAGAAUAAAGCGUUCUCUUAUUGUUUAGUAAGAAAACAGCGCAUAAGCUCAUAUUUAAUGGAGGGAAAUGCUGAGGGAAACGGGGAGUUCCCUGCAAAGAUAAUCAAAAGUGGCCGUAAAGACAGUAUCUGCUCCGUUUUGGGGGGGAAAUGCGAUGUAGCUUUCAGGCUGUGCUGCAGGAGUGUGUUCAGACAGUAUUAUAGACACUACUUUUACGGUUUGGUUCAGCUCCCUGCUGACUGGAGGAGGACGGAGCCCCGAACAGCCCGCUGCUUUCAAUCAGGAAGGGUGUAGAAAGUUGUGCGUUUGAAUGCCUGAUGUUCUGUGAACUUUCUGUUAAUUUAAAUGGAGACACCCCCCCUCCCUCCUCCUCCCUGUACAUCUCUGUAUCACUCCCGGUUUGGUUUAGUGCCUUUUCUCUCAGACACUCUGAAAUAAAAACGGUGAUACCUCUGGAACCCGCUCCACGCAUUCUGUUCCAAACCUCACUCUGCAAAACAUGCCUCCAUUUGCUUUUUGGGUCUUUGGCAUGCUUUCGUUUGAUCUUUUUUCUUUUAGGAUCGCCGUUAGUCUCUGGAGGAAUCCAAUACAUGGCCGUGUCACAUGCUGUUGGAGCACACAGAAAAGAUGCUUUUUUAUUUUUAGGGAAAAUGAAAGCUGUUUUGUAACCGAAUCUGUUCCAACUAAAUCCAAAAUCCACCAUAAAGAAUUCUGCUAUCUCAGCUCCUCGGUGCUCUCGGCGGUUUCGGGCCUUCACAAAGCUCUGCUUUUGUGACAUACCGCCGGUUUGUUUAAAGUCAGAAGCAAAUCGCUUCUCUCCGACUCUCCCUUUUCAAUAAAACAAGCUCCUA
Messenger RNA from Menidia menidia (Atlantic silverside), 3247 nucleotides. The record is from the annotation of a GenBank genome assembly. Lineage: Eukaryota; Metazoa; Chordata; Actinopteri; Atheriniformes; Atherinopsidae.